Penicillium odoratum is the source of this 1239-nucleotide messenger RNA. RefSeq names its product cystathionine beta-lyase. Bases 1 to 1239 code for a protein of 412 amino acids. NCBI's taxonomy places the organism in Eukaryota, Fungi, Ascomycota, Eurotiomycetes, Eurotiales, Aspergillaceae. The transcript has 2 exons. Gene Ontology annotation, biological process: transsulfuration. The record is from RefSeq and is a predicted model, not a curated record. Gene Ontology annotation, molecular function: carbon-sulfur lyase activity; pyridoxal phosphate binding. Gene Ontology annotation, cellular component: cytoplasm.
AUGGGAUCGAUUGAUACUAAGUUUGUUUUGACGGCAGCGGCCCUCGACAAGGCCCUGCCUGAUAUGCACCCUUCGACAAGAGGAGUUCACGCCGACGACUUCUUUACUCCACACCGAGCUAUCGCUCCUGGUAUGCACACAGCAGUGAAUUUCCGUUACGCACGGGACGCCGAGGACCUAGUUCCAGAAGAAAAUAACGAUCCCAACAACCCUAAUGAUUCUCAUGUAUAUUCCCGCUACACGGCACCCAACUCCAAACGGCUGGAGGUUCUGUUGCGUAGCCUCAUGGGCGGCGAAGUGAUCACUUAUUCAACUGGCCUUUCUGCUUUCCAUGCCAUGGUGAUCCUCCUGAAUCCCAAGAAGAUAUUCAUCGGCGACGGGUACCAUGGAUGCCAUGGAGUGCUGGAUAUUAUCCAGAGAUUAUCGGGGAUCCAAAAGCUAGACUUGGCAGACGUCGACCAAGCUGGGCCCGGGGAUAUUAUUCACGUCGAGACACCACUUAAUCCGACCGGCGAAGCUCGCAAUCUGGCUUAUUAUCGAGAGAAAGCGACCUUAAAAGGAGCCUAUUUGACUGUCGAUGCGACGUUUGCCCCCCCUCCGCUCCAAAACCCACUGGACCUUGGUGCUGAUAUCGUGAUGCAUAGUGGGACCAAGUAUGUUGGUGGCCACUCCGAUAUGUUGUGUGGUAUAUUGAUCGUUGCUCCUGCACGAGUGAAGGAGGGAUGGUUGAAGACAUUACACACAGAUCGCCAGUACAUCGGUAGCGUCAUGGGGAGCUUUGAGGGUUGGUUGGGUAUUCGGUCUGCGCGCACCAUGCAGCUCCGGGUGAUGAGACAGGCGGAAACGGCCACGAAGCUUGCUGCAUGGUUGCAGGGACAGGCAGAAGAUUCAAAGUCUCCAGUCUCGAAAGUUGUGAGCAAGGUUCAACACGCUUCGCUUCAGAAAGAGGACUUGGAUGAUGGAUGGCUUCAAAAGCAGAUGCCCGGAGGCUUUGGGCCCGUCUUCUCUAUCUGGACUCAUAAUCCAGAGCAUGCACGUCACCUGCCCAGCCGGAUGUUUGUGUUCCAGCAUGCAACGAGUCUUGGAGGCGUGGAAAGUUUGAUGGAGUGGCGUACGAUGAGUGAUGCUGGAUGCGAUAAGCGGUUGCUGCGGGUCAGCUGUGGUAUCGAAGAAUUUGAAGAUUUAAAGGCCGACGUUCUGCAAGGAAUGGAGUCACUGCUGCGUGAUUUCCCAUGCUAG